AUGACACGAGCCUCAUUUUUUGUUCUUCUUUUUCUCAAUAUUUGUUCUUCAGAUCCUCUCCAACAUCCGACAAACUGGCUCAGACAAUGUCGAGCCUCCACCAGCCCUUCCAUCACAGCUCUGGAAGUCCUCCCUGGAGGAGGCUGGGACAACCUUCGGAACAUGGAUAUGGGCCGAGUGAUGAACCUCAGCUACUUCCAGUGCCAAACAACUGAGGACGGACUCUACCUCAUCCCAGAUGAGGUGUUUGUCAUCCCACAGAAGGAGACAAGCUUAGAGACAAACUCAGAGAUAAUUAGUUCUUGGCUGGAGCAGAAAAGCACCAGUUCUCGUUCCAUAAAUGCUGACACAUCCUUCCUGUCUAAACUGAAUGGUAAAUUUUCUAAUGAGAACAUUAAGAUGAAAACCCAUCAGGUUAAAAUCUCUGCCACAACAGCUAGAGUGCAGGUUCGCGAUUUGAUCUACACAGUGAAAGCCUACCCAGACUUCACACUGGAUUUCCGCUUUGCUCAGCAAGUCAACAAUAUUGCAGAUGCAGUUGACAACAAUCAGACAAGGAACGCAGACUAUCUCUCAGAGAAGAUGGUGGUGGACUAUGGAACCCAUGUUAUCACUAGUGUAGAUGCUGGGGCUUUUUUGGUGCAGGAAGACUACCUCCGUUUUUCAUAUGGGUCAAAUAAUGACAGUUCAAACUUCAAAUUACAAGCUGGGUUGAACUUUUUUGACAUCCUCAAAUUUGAGAUUAGUAGUGAAUCCAGCCAACACAGCUCAUCACUUAAAACAUAUCAGUCCAACAUUGAGGAGUCCUUCAUCCAAAGCCAUGGAGGCAUACCGUUUUAUCCUGGGAUCACUUUGGAGAAGUGGCAAGAAAGUACCAGAAAUAACCUGGUUGCCAUUGAUCGUUUUGGAUUUCCCCUCCAUUACUUUAUAAACUCAAACACUUUUCCUGACCUGCCACAAUCUACAGUUGUCAGUGUGGCUCGUAGAGUGAGUAAGGCCACUGAGCGUUAUUACAAGAUUAACAUGCGUCCUGGUUGUGUUGACAUCAACUCCAAGAACUUCAACUUUCAGGCUAAUGUUGAUGACAAUUCCUGUGAGGGCCCAGCUACAAACCUUAGUUUUGGAGGAGUCUACCAAGUAUGUACCAAACUCAGCCAAGACGCAGGUCCACUUUGUGAUGAACUAAACCAAAAGAACAUAUUAACAGGUGACUUUUCUUGCCGCUCACCUUACAACCAAACCUUACUGCGAUCAGAAGUGAGACAGCAGGGUUACACUUCAUAUGAUUGCCACACAGAAACCGGUUCGUGUGUUUUAUUUUGGUGCAGCUCCAAGUCUGUUUGCAACAAUGUGUAUCAUGUUCGCUCUGCUCGUAUUGAUACUUAUUGGUGUUCUGCGAAUGAAAAAACCCCAGAUUACUCAGGAUAUCUAUUUGGAGGAAUCUAUGGCCCCUCUUUUCAGAACCCUGUCACUAAGUCUAAAAGCUGCCCUCCAAAUUUCAUCCCAGUAAAGUUUCUAUCAGAUGGCCAAAUAAUCUGUGUGAGUCCAGAUUUUGAUACCGGUACCAGGUAUUCUGUCCCAUUUGGAGGUCUCUUCAGCUGCGAGUCUGGUAACCCACUGGCUAAAAACCAACACAGAUGCCCUCCCAAGUUCAGCCAAAACCUCGCCACAGUAAGCGAUGGUUGUGAAAUUCUUUACUGUGUCCAAUCUGGAUUAUUCACAAAGGGUCAGCUGCGACCAAUCCGUUUUCCUCCAUUCACUAAACCUCCACUUGUUAGCAUGCAAAUGACAAACACAGUGAUGGUGAUGACUGAAGGAGAAAAUACCUGGGUUAGAAUGCAGCCCACUAAAGUGUGGCAACUCGUGAAACCAGAGGAAAUCCCAAACCUUAUUCGAAAGGUUAACCCAGAACCGAAUCAAAACAAAAAUCAGAUAUCGAGUGCAGAAACGGCAGGAGUGGUAAUUGGAGUGAUGCUUUUGAUAGGUUUGGUGGUCAUAGUAGUGUUGAUUCUGAUUAAGAGGUAUAGGAGGUACUCUGGAUUAGGGCCCAGCAAAAAUGUAGAAAUAUGUGAGGAGGUUGAGAGGGAAACACAGGAAGAAGAGGUUUGAAGCAAAUUACAGUUUUCACUUUGGGAGAGGAUGUCAGAGAUUCAGCUUUUUCCAUCCAUGUUGACUGGACAAGUGUAACACUUAUUAAUUAGUACAUUGAUGUUUUGUAUAACAAAGUUUGUAAUAUAUAUUCAACAACAUUUUAUCCUACUGUAUUUUGAGGAAUGUGUGACUUUAUGCUAAAUCUGCCUCUAAAAAUAAAAAAAAGGUUUCUGUAGACACCAGAGCUAAUUUUCAAACUUUAGUACUCCACAGCUGUCCUUGAGGGGGCAAGAUGUACAAAAAAAUAACACAUUUACUGUUUACUUUUUAG
Girardinichthys multiradiatus is the source of this 2422-nucleotide messenger RNA. RefSeq names its product macrophage-expressed gene 1 protein-like. Bases 1 to 2109 code for a protein of 702 amino acids. Gene Ontology annotation, biological process: defense response to bacterium. NCBI's taxonomy places the organism in Eukaryota, Metazoa, Chordata, Actinopteri, Cyprinodontiformes, Goodeidae. The transcript is spliced from 2 exons. The record is from RefSeq and is a predicted model, not a curated record.